Messenger RNA from Trichogramma pretiosum, 1660 nucleotides. Its product is annotated as zinc finger protein draculin-like. The transcript is spliced from 3 exons. Bases 158 to 1519 code for a protein of 453 amino acids. The record is from RefSeq and is a predicted model, not a curated record. Lineage: Eukaryota; Metazoa; Arthropoda; Insecta; Hymenoptera; Trichogrammatidae.
AAAGUGAUAAAUUCUCUUAUAAUACAUUGCUUUGUUUACAUUAAUUUGAAUGUUCGUAUCAUGAUUGGUAAAUAUUAUUGAACUCAAGUCAGUGAGUUCGAUGUGUGAUUUCCUCACACGCAGAGAUCAGUCAUUAACUAAAUUCCAAGUUUGAAAAAUGGAAUCCCGUGGUGAAUUUGACUUUACGGCGAGAGUGAAAGAAGAGCCACGUGACGAGCCGCUCGACGAAAAUGAUUACCAAAUGGGGUUUCUGCAAGAAAAUCCAUGUCUUGGGCUUCAGAAGUACGACGCAAAGCACGAACUUGACGACAUCCGAAUCGAACUCGAAUGCAGGGACCAGAAGCCUUACGCAAAUUUAUUAAAAGUAGAAAAGAUGCAGGAUUAUUCGCAAAAUCACUCGCAAGAUGUGAAGUACGACGAUCGUCGUGAGGCUCGAUGCACAAUCAAAGUAGAAAGCGCACAGGAAGUGAAACAGGAAUUUUCUGGUGACGUUGCGGAAGAAUCAAAUUCGAAUUUAGACUGUGAACUCAGCGAGCGAAAUCAAAAAAAAAGUGUUGCAAGUAGAUCAGUGGUUAGUGGCAACACCCACAAUUGUGACACAUGCGAAAAGACGUACAAACGAAAACUGAAUCUCAAACGCCACAUCGAUUCGGUACAUAAUAAAAUAACUCACGCAUGCGGUUUAUGCGAAAAGACCUACAAAUGUAUAACUAAUCUUCAAACCCACGUAAAUUCGACGCAUAAGGGUAUGGCACCGGCGUGUGAUAUUUGCGGAAAAAAAUACUCGACUAAGGGUCAUCUUAAAGCUCACAUCGAUGCAGCUCAUAAUGGUAGCAAACCUACUUGCGACACAUGCCGAAAGACAUUCACGAGAAACAGUAGUCUUAAAGCUCACAUCGAUGCGACUCAUAAUGGUAUCACACACACAUGCGACACAUGCCGAAAGACAUUCACGAGAAACAGUUAUCUUAAAAUUCACAUCGAUGCGGCUCAUAAUGGUAUCACAUACACAUGCGACAUGUGCCGAAAGACAUUCACGCAAAAAAGUAGUCUUAAAGCUCACAUCGAUGCGGCUCAUAAUGGUAUCACACACACAUGCGACAUGUGCCGAAAGACAUUCGCACAAAGAUGUAAUCUUAAAAUCCACAUCGAAUCGAUGCAUAAAGGUAUUUUAUAUACAUGUGAUAUGUGUGGAAAUAUGUAUAAACAAAAAGCCAAUCUCAAUAGACACAUGAAAGAGACACAUAUUGGGAUUACAUAUGCAUGCGAUAUAUGCGAAAAGACAUACAAGCAAAAGAGUCAACUCAAAGAUCACAUUGAUACACAGCAUAAGGGCAAGAGCUACGCAUGUGAUUUUUGUGAAAAAAAAUAUAAUUAUCGAUCUACUCUCAAUAAACAUAUUAUAUCGUCGCAUAACGAUAUCACACAUGCAUGCGAAACGUGCGGCAAGGUAUUUGGACAAAAAAGAAGUCUCAAAGCUCACAUCGAAAUGGCACAUUGCCCACGCCUGAGCCCGUAAAUUUGUAAAAUUCAUAUUUCAAUUAUGUAAAUAAUUCCUAUGUACAAUCCAAUAUAUUUUUUUGUAAGACUGAUUUAAACAAUUUUAUUUAUAAUGUGAUGAAUUUCUUCUGACUUGUGUUUAAAAGAAAUGAUAAUAAAA